Molecule: messenger RNA, 1547 nt
Organism: Choloepus didactylus (southern two-toed sloth)
Lineage: Eukaryota; Metazoa; Chordata; Mammalia; Pilosa; Megalonychidae
Gene: EIF2B2
Product: eukaryotic translation initiation factor 2B subunit beta
Exons: 8
Coding region: 91-1146 (351 amino acids)
Biological process (GO): translational initiation
Cellular component (GO): eukaryotic translation initiation factor 2B complex
Molecular function (GO): guanyl-nucleotide exchange factor activity; translation initiation factor activity
Source: RefSeq, a predicted model, not a curated record
CCUCGCCCGACCCGGAAGUGCAAACCUCGCCGUCUUGCAGGUGUAGUUUCUGUUCGUGAGGCUGUCGCCUGCGAGGCGGCGGCUUUUGAGAUGCCGGGCGCCGCCAUGAAGGGAUCGGAGUUGUCCGAGAGGAUCGAGAGUUUCGUCGAGGCCCUGAAGCGGGGCGACGGGCGGCGUAACUCGGAGGAUAUGGCUCGGGAGACCCUGGGGCUGCUGCGCCGGAUCAUCACGGACCACCGCUGGAGCAACGCGGGGGAGCUGAUGGAGCUGAUCCGCAGAGAGGGCCGGAGGAUGACAGCCGCGCAGCCUUCAGAGACCACUGUGGGCAACAUGGUGCGGAGAGUGCUCAGGAUCAUCCGGGAGGAAUAUGGCAGACUCCAUGGACACAGCGACGAGAGCGAUCAGCAGGAGUCACUGCACAAACUCUUGACCUCUGGAGGCCUGAGCGAGGAUUUCAGCGUCCAUUAUGCCCAACUCCAGUCCAUCAUCAUUGAAGCAAUUAAUGAACUGCUGGUGGAGCUGGAAGGGACAACGGAGAACAUUGCCGCGCAGGCUCUGGCACACAUCCACUUCAAUGAGGUGAUCAUGACCAUCGGCUACUCCCGAACAGUAGACGCCUUCCUCAAAGAGGCUGCCCGAAAGCGGAAGUUCCACGUCAUUGUGGCAGAGUGUGCUCCUUUCUGCCAGGGUCAUGAAAUGGCUGUCAAUUUGUCCAAAGCAGGUAUUGAGACAACUGUCAUGACUGAUGCUGCUAUUUUUGCUGUUAUGUCAAGAGUCAACAAGGUAAUCAUUGGCACAAAGACUAUUCUGGCCAACGGUGCCCUGAGAGCUGUGGCAGGAACUCACACUCUAGCACUGGCAGCAAAACACCAUUCCACUCCGCUCAUCGUCUGUGCUCCUAUGUUCAAGCUGUCCCCACAGUUUCCCAAUGAAGAAGAUUCAUUUCACAAGUUUGUGGCUCCUGAAGAAGUCCUGCCUUUCACAGAAGGGGACAUUCUGGAGAAGGUCAGCGUUCACUGCCCUGUGUUUGACUACGUCCCCCCUGAGCUCAUUACCCUCUUUAUUUCCAACAUUGGUGGGAAUGCACCUUCCUACAUCUACCGCCUGAUGAGUGAGCUCUACUGUCCUGAUGAUCAUAUCCUGUGACUACCACUUGUACUAAGCAGAAGGUGCUCAGGCAAGCAGAAUGGAGAGGAGACCUCGGCAUUCCUGCUGAAAUGUGUCCCCUUUGUAAUGGGGGAGUGAAUUGGAGUCAACCUAAAAAAAACAUGAUACAGUUUCCUGUCUUUUUUUUGUCAUCCCCUAACAAGGGCACACAUCCAGGACUGUUCCUGGCUUUUCAGGUCUUUAACAGAGCAGCAGGGCUUGACCUAUUGAUUUUGGAGUCUCUUAGUGACCUGGUUGCAUCUGUUUCAGGAAUUUAAACUUUCUGGUUCAGUGAUGUGUUAAACAUAAUACCAAAUACCUUGUUAGGAUAGAGAUUUUUGCUCAGAAAUGGCUACCACACCUUUUCCAAGGCUGUGCCAAUAAAAGCUACUUGAAGGUUC